UGGUGGAAACCAGCAGGAAGAGCGCUUGUGUCGUGAGAUCCGUCAAAUUCGGACAGACCAGCCAACUCGUACUGCUACGACAGAUUAUCCCUCCACACUACCAAAAAUACUGCGCCCGCUUCUUAGUAGCCGUCUUUGGGGUUGCGGCCAAAUCAAGACAAAUCUGCGGACGUUGCUGCCGCACUUUAAGAAGAGUCACUUACCCCCCAUUUCCCGGAAAUACAGCGCAGAGGACAUCGGUGUGAGGAUGGCUGCAUACAAACUGGUCCUGAUCCGCCAUGGAGAGAGCUGCUGGAACCAGGAAAACCGCUUCUGCGGCUGGUUCGACGCGGACCUGAGUGAGACCGGGGAGCAUGAGGCAAAGAGAGGUGGACAGGCCUUAAAAGAUGCUGGCUAUGAAUUCGAUAUUUGCUACACCUCAGUCCUAAAGAGGGCCAUCCGCACCCUGUGGUUUGUUCUGGACAGCAUCGACCAGAUGUGGCUGCCCGUCCACCGGACCUGGCGCCUGAAUGAGCGCCACUACGGGGGCCUGACUGGGCUGAACAAGGCUGAAACAGCAGCUAAACACGGAGAGGCCCAGGUCAAGAUCUGGAGGCGCUCUUUUGACAUUCCUCCCCCAUCCAUGGAUGAAGGGCAUGACUUCUAUCAGAGCAUCAGCAAGGACCGGCGUUAUGCCGACCUGACAGAGGACCAGCUUCCCAGCUGUGAGAGUCUCAAGGACACCAUUGCCAGGGCUCUGCCCUUCUGGAACGAAGAGAUCGUUCCACAGAUCAAAGAGGGAAAGAGGGUGCUGAUUGCUGCCCAUGGCAACAGUCUCCGGGGCAUCGUCAAGCAUCUUGAGGGUAUGUCAGAGGAGGCCAUCAUGGAGCUGAACCUGCCCACAGGUAUCCCCAUUGUGUAUGAGCUGGACAAGAACCUGAAGCCUUUAGGACCCAUGCAGUUUCUGGGAGAUGAGGAGACCGUUAAGAAGGCAAUGGAAGCUGUGGCUGCUCAGGGCAAAGCCAAAAAAUAGACUCCCCACCCCCGUAAAUGAGCUAGAGUAUAUAUUGCUGUUCAGUUAUCAAGUUAAUAGAAGGUAAAUUACUGUCACUGUCAUCACAGACUUGCGUACACAAACACACAACGUGCACCUUAUUUUUAUUGAUUUGAUUGGUCUUUACUUUGUGACAUGUCGAAACAUAUGCCAUUAUAACACAAUGGAUAUCAGCUGUAAUAUGGUUUAAGCACUGACCAAAAUGCAAAAUUUGGGACCAGCGGAUAGGACCUAAUAUAGACUUACUCUGCAGUCAUCCCAUGUAUUCCUUCCCAUUUCCGACCCAUGUAGGAAUGCUAAGUGGGAGCAGUGUAACCUACAAAUAAACACUGGCUGUUGUUAAAAGGGCAAGUUGAUAUGCACUGCUGAUUUUUGUUUGCUGUGGCAUUGUGAGAAAAAUAAUAAAUGUUGUCAGCCAUUAUGUGA
Sander lucioperca (pikeperch) is the source of this 1459-nucleotide messenger RNA. RefSeq names its product phosphoglycerate mutase 1b (gene pgam1b). Bases 248 to 1012 code for a protein of 254 amino acids. Gene Ontology annotation, biological process: glycolytic process. Gene Ontology annotation, molecular function: intramolecular phosphotransferase activity. The record is from RefSeq and is a predicted model, not a curated record. Lineage: Eukaryota; Metazoa; Chordata; Actinopteri; Perciformes; Percidae. The transcript is spliced from 4 exons.